Strongylus vulgaris is the source of this 360-nucleotide messenger RNA. Lineage: Eukaryota; Metazoa; Nematoda; Chromadorea; Rhabditida; Strongylidae. The record is from the annotation of a GenBank genome assembly.
UUGGGAAAUCUCUUAGUUGUAGGCGAAGACACCUCUGGUGAAAUAUCUCCUAAUGCGAAGGAGAUAGUACCUCCUUCAAAGAAAAUUCGUGAAGUCAAUGAGUAUUCGAUUAAUUCUGGACAAAGUGAAGCGGUUUUUACAAGCGAGAGCGAAUGCGUGGGCCCUCCUGGUCUGCCAGGGAUGAAUGGAUGGGAUGGUGCCGAUGGAGUACCAGGGCAUCAUGGACCAAAAGGACUCGAUGGCACCUUUGACGUAUACGAAGACGGCUGUAUCGUUUGUCCACCCGGCAAACCUGGGAAUCCAGGACUCCCAGGACCUCGCGGAACAAUCGUAGGUGCUAACCUAAACUCAGACAGUUGA